This is a messenger RNA of Ornithodoros turicata, 759 nucleotides long. RefSeq lists its product as uncharacterized. The coding region runs from base 1 to 759 and encodes 252 amino acids. The transcript has a single exon. Gene Ontology annotation, molecular function: nucleic acid binding. NCBI's taxonomy places the organism in Eukaryota, Metazoa, Arthropoda, Arachnida, Ixodida, Argasidae. The record is from RefSeq and is a predicted model, not a curated record.
AUGCCAAUUUCAGCUCGCCGCACCUCCGCGUGCCUCCGCACCACCGCGUACCACCCUGCCUCCAACGGCUUGGUGGAGCGUUUGCAUCGGCAUCUCAAGCAAGCCCUGAUGGCCCGCGGCGCGCCCCAGCACUGGACCGAGAACCUGCCGCUGGUCCUCCUCGGCAUUCGCGCGGCCUUGAAGACUGACAUCCAGUGUUCCUCCGCGGAAUUGGUAUACGGCACUACCAUCCGCCUACCUGCUGACGUGUUUCAAGUCUCCCCCCUGCCGCCCGAUGCCCCCUUUGACUACGUGCGCCGUCUACAAUCUACACUCUCCCGCCUUCAUCCUACGGCUACCCGCCCUCCCCCGCCGUCGCCGGGAUACCUUCCCAAGGCUCUAUCUGAAGACUCCCACAUUUUCCUCCGCGUGGACAGGCUUCGACGGGCUCUUCAGGCCCCAUAUUCCGGCCCGCACAAAGUGCUCCGUCAUGGCACGAAGACCCUCGUCAUCGACCUCAACGGCAAGCCGGAAACGGUGUCCAUAGACCGCACCAAGCCAGCCUUCAUCGACGCGCCCUCCGUGCAGGCCUUCGACACGCCUCUUCCAUCGGGCCCGGUGUCCCCCGCCUCGCGCCCUAAAAAGUCCAUUUCCUGGGCUCCCUUGCCUCGGACAAUCCUUCCAGUCCCCCCGAGGGGGAGGGUAGUUUGUAGUGAUCCAAGAGACAAUGAAGUGCUGACUACAGCACGCUCACGCUUCUGGAGCCCGUGCUCCGAAUAA